GCAAAGCACCAUAAUGUCACUUGCAACCUGAUAAAGGCAAUGCGAUCAGCAAUGUCACUGUCUGAUCUUGCAUGGCUGCGCUCUCAGAGUGAAAAGAAUUCUCAUGUAUGCUAAGGAUCAGAUGAGUCGAGGAUUUCUUUAACAUGCCUGGUUUUUACAUGUAAACGGAGAAAACAGGAAGCCUAUUGUUGGAGUCAGCACGAUUGCUGGAUGCAGAUAAUUGUGAGCCAGAUUGCUUGUUUCAGCAGCCUGGGGAUGAAUGGGGAGUUCAGUGGUUCUAAAUAUUGUCUUCACCAGGCUGAAGUAAACGAUCAGCACAUUGGAAUAUUGUGUGGGUGUGUUUUUGUUUUCCCAUUGGGUGUAAAAAUGUUAAAUGAUUUAAUGGGUGCAUGUUAAUAAUUUCCUAUUUGAAUCAUUCUGCUACUGCUGUAUAAUUGAACCAGUGAUGUGAAUUUCUACUGUAUCGUGCCCUCUGGCUUUUUGUUACUGGAGCUGUGCAGCGGAAAGUUUGGAUCAUUUGUAGGUUUGUUUUGAAAGGGGUUCGAAUGAGCCGUGUGUGUAUUGUGGUCUUAGAGGAGGUGGAAGAGGAUCCCUCCACUUUUGUUUCGAAAGUUCCUCUGGACAAUUUUCUACAUGCAUCACAUUUACCUACUCGGAAUGUAAAGCCACCACUGGUGCAAGCUAUAUUUAAUGUGGAUCCCGAUGAAGUCCGAUCCCUUAUAUUCAAGAAAGAAGAUGUAAACGUGCAGGAUAAUGAAAAGAGAACCCCCCUACAUGCCGCAGCCUAUCUAGGAGAUGCAGAAAUUAUUGAACUCCUUAUUUUGUCAGGCGCUAGAGUUAAUGCCAAAGACAGCAAGUGGUUGACUCCUCUACACAGGGCAGUUGCUUCUUGCAGUGAGGAUGCUGUUCAGGUGUUGCUGAAACACUCUGCUGAUGUUAACGCUCGUGAUAAGAACUGGCAAACCCCUUUACAUAUAGCUGCUGCAAACAAAGCUGUGAAGUGUGCGGAGGCUUUGGUGCCUCUUCUCAGCAAUGUCAAUGUCUCAGACCGAGCAGGGAGGACUGCGUUACACCACGCUGCCUUCAGUGGUCAUGUGGAGAUGGUGAAGUUGCUGCUGUCAAGAGGUGCCAACAUUAAUGCCUUUGACAAGAAAGACCGUCGUGCUCUUCAUUGGGCUGCUUAUAUGGGCCACAUUGAAGUUGUUAAGCUCCUUGUGUCCCAUGGAGCUGAAGUAACCUGCAAAGACAAGAAAGCCUACACACCGCUUCACGCUGCAGCCUCCAGUGGGAUGAUUAGUGUUGUCAAAUACCUUUUGGACCUUGGUGUUGAUAUUAAUGAACCAAAUGCCUAUGGAAAUACGCCACUUCACGUGGCAUGCUACAACGGCCAGGAUGUGGUAGUGAAUGAACUUAUUGAAUGCGGGGCUAAUGUCAACCAAGUGAAUGAAAAAGGUUUUGCUCCUUUGCACUUUGCUGCAGCAUCUAGACAUGGAGCACUGUGCUUAGAACUCCUCGUCUGCAAUGGUGCAGAUGUUAAUAUCAAGAGUAAGGAUGGGAAAACACCAUUACACAUGACAGCUAUUCAUGGCAGAUUCUCCAGGUCACAGACCAUUAUUCAGAAUGGAGCGGAGAUUGACUGUGAAGAUAAGAAUGGCAAUACUCCUUUGCACAUAGCAGCUCGAUAUGGCCAUGAGCUACUUAUAAACACUCUAAUUGCCAGCGGAGCUGACACUGCAAAGCGCGGUAUCCACGGAAUGUUUCCACUACAUCUAGCAGCACUUAGUGGCUUUUCAGACUGCUGUAGGAAGCUUCUUUCCUCUGGCUUUGACAUCGACACCCCAGACGAUUUUGGGAGGACCUGUUUACACGCUGCUGCAGCUGGAGGGAAUUUGGAAUGUUUGAAUCUUUUACUUAACACUGGGGCAGACUUCAACAAAAAAGACACAUUCGGAAGGACUCCCCUGCAUUAUGCUGCUGCCAACUGCAACUACCAGUGCCUGUUUGCCCUCGUGGGAUCUGGAGCCAGUGUCAACGACCUUGAUGAGAGAGGCUGCACACCACUGCAUUAUGCAGCUGCAUCAGACACAGAUGGAAAGUGCCUGGAGUAUUUACUCCGGAAUGAUGCAAAUCCAGGGAUUCGCGAUAAGCAGGGUUAUAAUGCUGUGCAUUAUGCAGCUGCUUCUGGCCAUCGGUUGUGUCUUGAGCUGGUAAGUGAUAUGCUGCUCCAGCAUUUAAUGGAAACUUCAGGUGCAGACAUGUUGAAUGACUCGGAUACAAGAGCACCAAUUAGUCCUUUGCACUUAGCUGCCUACCAUGGUCAUCACCAAGCCUUGGAGGUGCUUGUCCAGUCCUUGCUGGAUCUGGAUGUCAGAAACAGCAAGGGACGGACACCCCUGGACCUUGCUGCUUUCAAGGGACACGUGGAGUGUGUGGAUGUGCUGAUUAAUCAGGGAGCCACCAUCCUAGUAAAAGAUUAUGCCUUGAAAAGGACACCUAUCCAUGCUGCAGCUACGAAUGGCCAUUCAGAAUGCUUGCGGCUGCUAAUAGGCAGUGCAGACCUUCAGACUGCUGUUGACAUUCAAGAUGGAAACGGACAAACGCCCUUGAUGUUGUCUGUUCUAAAUGGGCAUACAGAUUGUGUUUAUUCACUACUUAACAAGGGAGCAAAUGUGGAUGCCAGAGACAAGUGGGGGAGGACAGCACUGCACAGAGGGGCUGUGACUGGUCAUGAAGAAAGUGUUGAGGCUCUGCUACAGCACAGCGCUGGCUUCCUCACCCAGGACUGCAAGGGCAGGACACCUGUGCUCUUAGCAGCUGCCUGUGGCCACAUCAACGUGCUGGGUGGGCUGCUGCAAGCUGCACAAUCCAUGGAGAUCCUUCCCAUUGUAACGGAUCAUCGUGGCUACACACCACUGCACUGGGCCUGUUACAAUGGGCAUGACACCUGUGUAGAACUUCUCCUGGAACAGGAGGUUUUCCAGAAGAUGGAUGGCAAUUCUUUCAGCCCAUUGCACUGUGCUGUGAUAAAUGACAAUGAGGGCGCAGCUGAAAUGCUAAUAGAUGCACUGGGUGCUAAAAUUGUCAACUGUACAGAUUCUAAAAUAAGGACUCCUCUUCAUGCUGCAGCCUAUACAGACCAUGUUGAAUGUUUGCAGCUGUUGCUCAGUCACAACGCUCAAGUAAAUGCAGUCGAUUCAUCUGGAAAAACUCCAUUAAUGAUGGCAGCAGAAAAUGGACAGACCAAUGCCGUUGAAGUUUUGGUGAGCAGCGCAAAGGCAGACCUUAACUUGCAAGAUGCUAACAAAAACACAGCUCUUCACUUGGCUUGUAGCAAGGGCCAUGAAACUAGUGCCUUGUUAAUAUUGGAGAAGAUACUCGAUCGGAACCUCAUCAACUCAACCAACACAGCUUUACAAACACCCUUGCAUGUGGCUGCCCGCCAUGGUCUGACUGUGGUAGUACAAGAACUUUUAGGAAAAGGCGCCAGUGUUCUUGCUGUAGAUGAGAAUGGUUACACACCCGCCUUGGCAUGUGCCCCAAACAAAGACGUUGCUGACUGCCUCGCUCUUAUAUUGGCCACCAUGAUGCCUGUGUCUCCUAACACUGCUUUGCCCACUCUUAGUUUUAACGCCAUUAAUCACUUCACCAACACUUCCAAGACAGUCACCUUCGACUCGCUGCCCAUCUUGAGGAACGAACACAGCUCCUACUGCAGUUUCAACAACAUUGGAAGGGAGGACGGAUACCCUUACAAUGAAGACGAUGAACUCAAUGACUCGGACUCUGAGACCUAUUGAAUCCGCUAUGAAUCCAUGUGUGAACGACUGAGAAAUUACUGAAGGAGAGCUUUGACUAUCCAAACCUGAAGAGCUCAAACAAGAUUUCAUUGGCUGGUAUUGUUGUUUCUUGAGUGACUAUCAGAUGAGCCCAAGUGUGUAAAAAUGGAAGGAUGCUGGGUUUCUUUGUCAAAGCUGAUGGCAAAAAGAAAAGCCAAUUACUUUAUUAUUCUGUACCUUUUACUAUUUAAUUUGCAGUGCCAGAAGUCAUUACAGAAGCAGUACUACUAAAAUAUGUUAUUUAGAAUGAAGCAACAUUUUAAAAUUAAUGGGACUCUAAAUAUAAAACUCUGUCGGCAAUAAACCAGUGGGGGAUAUUAGCACUUGAUCAGUAAGUUGCCAAAGGGACCAAAUACAGUAGUUAACUUUUUUUUUUUUUUUUUAACCCACUGUGAGCAAGUAUAGUUUUCAGUUUUAGUUAUGUUUUAUUAAGAUUAAUUUCAUUUAUUAUAAUGGAAAGGCAACAAAGUCAUUCUUCUUCGUUAUUUUGGUAAGAGCAUAAAUCCAAGUGCGUAGAGGAAAUAAAAUAUAGAUGGGAAGAAUACCUUCUUUUUAACAAGUGUCUUACUUUUCUAUUAUAUAAUAUCAAGACCAGCUAAUAUGGUGCUGUCAGGGUUAUACUUGUUACACUAUAAACACCAAUUAGUAAUUUUUUGAAAUCCUUAUUUUAUUGUAAUGUUUUUUUUUUUUUUUUUUUCUUUUAAAAUAAGCUUUUGAAAAGUGUGAGUGAGGUGGAUAAAACACGUCAGAAUGAGCUCACUUGUUCAGUAUAAUGGACCCACAUGUGCUUGAAUAAUAAAUGCAUUUUCAGUUAUGUUGUGUUAUAUCUCUGCAUUUUAUGAUCUAUGUUGGUCUUAGCAUUUUUUUUUGUUUUGGUGCCUUCGUGUUUUUAAUAAUUGGGGUCAUUAGGUCAGGGGUGGCAGCCUAAGAACUGUGACAAAUUUAAGGAACGCUACAUUACUUUAAAGACAUGGCCCUGAAUAUUUCAAGUUUGACACUAAUUUUAUGUGGAAUAAAAAACACUGUAUAAAAACCAAUGCCAGGAUUGCAUGGUUUUUAAUCUUAUAUCUGAAACCAGAUACAGCUUGUUUUAUUUUGUUGUAUUUUUGUUGCUUGUCAUUUAUUGCCAUUUUUAUGAAUUUUGCAGGCGUUGCUUUUUUACAUGCAAGAUAUUGCCAGUCUUGCAUGUGAACUUUUAAAACAUUUCUUUUUAUUUUCAGUGCAUUUUAAACUGGAACUCUGUACAGUAUAUCAGCUGGUUUUCUGAAAAAUAGCAGUGUGGAACGGGACAAUUUUGUCUGUUUUAAUACAUUUUGUGAUUCUAUUUUGAAGAGAUGAAAUGAUAGCAUGUACAUAGGAAAUGGUGACUGCUUGGACACUAUACCUACCUGCACUCUUUAAAUACAUCUCUGAGAUUCCUGUAUAUUUGAUGGAUUGUAAUAAAAUCCACAUGUGGGUUAUAUGUAAUUUUAAGUCGAUUUUUAUUGUUUGUGGUAUUUAUGUGUAAAUUUUAUAUACAGUGAAACCUGAAUUAAGCAGCCAACAAAGUGACUUGCUGUGAUGUGUGGCUACUUAUUCGUAGUGCAUCGGUGUCCGACCGUCCCCCCUUUGUUGAGCAGCUCACUACUUAGUUUACUUGGCUGAGUAAAUCCAGGUUUUAUUGUGUAGAUGUCAGUUUUUUUUUUUUUUUGGUUUUCUUUCUUGGAAAUAUGACUUCUACCCAAGAUCCCUGCAUGGAAUUCUAAAGAGGAGAAAUAAGAAGUGACAUUUUUUAGAGUUUUGUUUCCAAAAGGAACAGUGCUGUAGAAUAGAGUAUGAACUGUCUGCAGAGUACUGGACUCUAGUGUAUUACGCCUAACUAUUUCCAGAAGGGGAUAUAAAAAUGCAGCUUAGCUGACACCACUGCUAGGGAGCAAGUGUACGGAGAAGAUGACAAUCAAACAAAUCAUGCUUUUGUUUGUAUUUUGGGGGUUUUGUUUUUCCGGAUGGGGGUUGUCCAUGCCAAAAUAUCGCAAGGCACAUAAAAUGCAUUACUUUUCUCUUAAAAAGGGGAACUGCAUCAAACCAGCAGCCUGCCAUAGUAACUUGUCUAGGAAAUGGGGUUGUGACAAAGAGGCCACACAAGAUGACAAGGGUCACUGGACUAACUUCAGAGAAAGGCAGCAGAGACACCUCCAGCACAUUAAAAUGAUUAUUUUUAUUAUUAUUAUUUCAAAAGAUGAAACUUAGUGUAAAAAGAUACAAGUAGAAUUAUUUAUUUUUAUUGGAGGGGGGGGAGGGGUAUUCUUAAGACUUAGUCUGCGGACCCCCAGGUUGUCCGAGACUACUAGCACUCCUUUCAACAAACUUGCUGACUAAUAUAUAUAAAAAAUUUGACUGUAUUUAAAUUACUCCUGAGUACUGUUUUCUGAAUAAAUAAAAAUGUGUGUAUGACCCUUA
This is a messenger RNA of Polyodon spathula (Mississippi paddlefish), 6275 nucleotides long. RefSeq names its product serine/threonine-protein phosphatase 6 regulatory ankyrin repeat subunit A-like. The transcript has 27 exons. NCBI's taxonomy places the organism in Eukaryota, Metazoa, Chordata, Actinopteri, Acipenseriformes, Polyodontidae. Gene Ontology annotation, molecular function: protein binding. Gene Ontology annotation, cellular component: cytoplasm. Bases 546 to 3797 code for a protein of 1083 amino acids. The record is from RefSeq and is a predicted model, not a curated record.